AUGGAGGAGGCUUUGAGUGCGGUGGACCACGUAAUCACUGCAGAGAUGAAGUCUCGGUUAACCAAGGAAGUGACAGACGAUGAAAUUAAAUUUGCGGCGUUCCAAUUAGGAUCGCUUAAAGCUCUUGGACCAGAUGGGUAUCCCAGUUUUUUUUACCACCAAUAUUGGGAUGUAAUCGGGGCGGAUGUGUGUACGGCGGUUCGGAGUUUUUUUGCGAAUGGAGUCCUACUGAAGGAGUUAAACCACACUAACUUGGUCUUAAUCCCGAAGAUCAUCACCAAAAUCCUGGCUAGUCGCUUGAAAGAAGUAUUGGCAGCAAUUAUUUCUCCAAAUCAAUCAGCUUUUGUUCCCGGAAGAAUGAUCCAAGACAACAUUUUGGUGGCCCAUGAAGCCUUUCAUUAUCUUAAGUUGCACAAAAGGGGUACACAAGCGGACAUGGCCACUAAACUUGAUUUCAACAAAGCCUACGAUUGGGUUCAAUGGGAUUUCCUGGAAGCAAUUUUGCAAAGGAUGGGCUUUCAUGAGAUUUGGAUUAAUUGGGUUAUGUAA
Messenger RNA from Camellia sinensis, 549 nucleotides. NCBI's taxonomy places the organism in Eukaryota, Viridiplantae, Streptophyta, Magnoliopsida, Ericales, Theaceae. The record is from RefSeq and is a predicted model, not a curated record.